Messenger RNA from Anthonomus grandis grandis, 1703 nucleotides. Its product is annotated as short-chain specific acyl-CoA dehydrogenase, mitochondrial-like. NCBI's taxonomy places the organism in Eukaryota, Metazoa, Arthropoda, Insecta, Coleoptera, Curculionidae. Gene Ontology annotation, molecular function: flavin adenine dinucleotide binding. The coding region runs from base 359 to 1564 and encodes 401 amino acids. Gene Ontology annotation, biological process: butyrate catabolic process; fatty acid beta-oxidation using acyl-CoA dehydrogenase. The transcript has 8 exons. The record is from RefSeq and is a predicted model, not a curated record. Gene Ontology annotation, cellular component: mitochondrion.
UACAUUUUUUUGAAAAUUCCAUUUUAUCAUUCAUUCUUUAUUUGUUUUUCAUCAAUUUUUUUAAAUAAAUUAACAGUAUCAUAAAAUGGUUACAUGUACAAUCUAAAGGUAUACAACAAUGUUUAGUGUUCAAACAAAAUCCACUUCAUAACAUGAGAAUCACGAAAAUCUUAUCCUAAUUAUUUCCUAAUCAGAAAAAUAUUUACUCAAAAAGAUAAAAUACUAAUUAUAAUUCGGAAGGUACACAUUAGGAAGGUCAACAAUGAAAUCAUUAUAAUUUCUAAUUAAAUUCGCAUUAUUUUUGCUUGUGUCGUGUGGUUUAGUAAAUAAUUAACUUCUGAACCCAAGCUCUUGGCUCAUGGCUCUCCGACCAAUUUUUUAUUCCUGUUCAACUGGCAACACUCAAAAAAGACUAUUCAGCUUGCACAAAUUGUCAGAACAGCACCAACAGUUGAAAAAAACCUGCCGAGACUUUGCUAAAAAGGAACUUAGGCCAGUGGCCUCCCAGCUUGAUAAAACAGGAAAAUUUCCUUCUGAACAAAUUAAAAAACUAGGAGAACUGGGACUUUUAGGCAUAACUGCCGAUGAAAAAUAUGGUGGCUGUGGUGAGAGUACUUUAGGCAUGUCAGUGGCUGUAGAAGAGAUUUCAAAAGGCUGUGGUGGUACGGGGGCAAUAGUUUCCAUCCACAAUGCUCUCUAUGUCAAUUUACUUAACAAUUUUGGCUCUGAGGAGCAAAAACAGGCAUUUCUCAGUCCAUUUGUUUGUGGUAGACUGGGGUGCUUUGCUUUGAGUGAACCUGAUGCAGGGAGUGAUGUUAGUUCAAUAGCAACUACUGCCCAACUGGAUGGUGAUAAAUAUAUACUCAAUGGUCAUAAAUCAUGGGUCACAACUGGCAUAGAGGGUGAAGCUGCUGUUAUUUUCGCUACUGUUGAUAAAAAACUUAAGCAUAAAGGUAUUACAGCCUUCCUUGUCCCAGUGCCCACUGCAGGCCUAUGCAAAGGGAAACCUGAGGACAAAAUGGGCAUAAGGGCUUCCUCCACUUGUGAUUACUUCCUUGACAAUGUUUGUGUGCCAAAAGAUAAUGUCAUAGGUUUACCCGGGCAAGGCUUUGCCAUUGCCAUGAAACAGCUAGAAAAAGCCAGAAUAGGAAUAGCUUCGCAAGCCUUAGGGAUUGCACAGGCAGCUCUUGACUUAGCUGUCGAAUAUUCCAAGGAAAGAAAAGCUUUUGGACAACCCAUCAACAAACUACAGGCUGUCAAGUUAAGGCUGGCAGAAAUGGCUACUAGACUAGAAUCGGCAAGACUAUUAGUGUGGAGGGCAGCAGUGAUCUGUGAUGAGGCCAAAAGAAGUUCAAAAUAUAGUUCUAUGGCUAAGUUAGCUGCUAGUGAGGCUGCCACAUUUGUAUCUCAUGGUGCUAUACAAAUUUUAGGUGGAAUGGGAUAUGUAAGUGAUCUGCCAGCAGAAAGACAUUACAGAGAUGCCAGGAUAACUGAGAUUUAUGCGGGAGUGAAUGAUGUUCAAAAGCUGAUAAUUGCCGACAUGCUCCUCAAAGAAUAUAAGUGAUUUUCAAUACCAAGUUUUUAAUGGAGAAAUGGUUAUUCUAUACUGGUUUUACGGUGCCUAUUUAUUAUUAUUAUUGUCAUUAUCUAUUAAUAUGUUAUUUGAUUAAAUUUUAUAUUUAAAUUAAAUAUUUUUCCAUAUA